Messenger RNA from Laetiporus sulphureus 93-53, 1179 nucleotides. RefSeq lists its product as uncharacterized. The record is from RefSeq and is a predicted model, not a curated record. The coding region runs from base 416 to 1060 and encodes 214 amino acids. The transcript has 2 exons. Lineage: Eukaryota; Fungi; Basidiomycota; Agaricomycetes; Polyporales; Laetiporaceae.
UGGUCGGUAUCAACGACGUGCAUCGCGCUGUGGGUGGGCGCGCACACCCACUCAAGCGACAUGCUCACCACAUCGUGUCCGGUAUCAGCUCUAACGGUGUUCAGCUCGAGUCUGGCUGAGACGAAGAUUCUGGUAGGAAGCAAGUGCGGCAGUGGCUGAGAACGAAGCGGUCCCGCCAAAUUCUCUUCGUUGCCUUCAUCAAGCCCUCCCACCCAUCUUAUCUCAUGACGGGCUCUGUACGCCUCCCAUAACAUGUGCAUCAGGCACGAUACACUCUACACUCUCCAGCAUUUCCCGUACGCACUCCGGAGGUCCCAGUCGUGGCUCUGGCAUCAGCUUGUGCUUUAGAAAUCUCACACACUGUCUUCCGGCGCAGUCGCUCGCUGUUCUCGCGCACUUCCUCUUCCUCCUGUGCAUGGCAUGUCUAUCGGCGACGACGAAGGCUGAAGAACGCAUAGACUCGGACGAGGCGGGAGCGGUCGACUCCAGCUGCAUGCCAACACCGACACCGUCGACCGGCCUACGAGAUGCAAGUUUGACGGAUUCACAGCAUUUUAGGACUGUCGAAAAGCACUCUCCAAAGGUGCAUGUCUCUACAGAGGAUGAAGACGGUAGUGCACAAGCUCUGAUCGUGCUGAAGAAGGCAGGAAUAGCUCAAAACAUCUCUGCAAACUGUACGCAUAUAUCAACCCGGACGUACACCUUCGGGCAGCCCUCCUCGAUACCAAGCCUCACACGACUGCCACCGCGACCAUCAAUAGAGGUCCAUCCAGCGGCGACAUGUUUGAGCAGUGCCGCGCUCACGAUGCGCGACGAUACCCGCGGUAUUAUCGUUCGCGAAGAGGACUACAUCUCUACUCUCACAGUCAGCAGCGCGACGACCAUAUCUAUCAACCUGUCUGCCGCGUCGAGUGUGACGAUACAGGAUGCAGCUGCCACGACGACGACGAGUUCGAGCAGUGACAGUGCGAACAGCGCGUUGGGACCGUUAUUGGGCGGCUUGCUGGGUGGAUUCUUCGGGCUCAUCGCCAUUGUCGGAGGAAUAUGGUCACUCUGGUAGAACAUUCCAACACCAGUGCCUCAUCACAUUCGCUCACGCUACGCUUCUCGAUGUUCCAGGCAUUACAGACGGCGUAUCUUCGGCAAGCAGCAAACAGAAGAUGUCAUUCCAUCCUCGCC